CUGUAGGACACACCCUGCUCACUGACUGCUGACCAGGGAGACUGCAUUAGACACUGACCACACAACUCCAGCUCCCCGACGGAGGUGUUAAUCUUAAGGGUCUGACAUUCCUUCCCACCUACUGUGGCCCCACCAGGAUGAUCCCCAAGGAACAGAAGGAGCCAGCGAUGGCUGUCACAGGAGAUCUUGCUGAGCCAGGUGGUGGUAGUAUAAUCCUGGUCUCUUGCUUAGCAGAGCGUCCCUGCCUGUUUAUUUCCCCCCAACAGAUCCUGGCGGGAAGUGCCCGAGGGAAAGUGGCUGGCAGAACAGCACAGGUUACGGUUCUCAAUGGCCCGGAGGAGCAGAACCACGGCUCGGAGCAGAACCAUCGCUCGGAGCUCCACGUUUCCCGGGGGUCACCGGGGGACCCCAGCACGGCCCACCCGGGAGUGACUGGUGUUGAGGCAGUCCGUAGUCCAAGUGCCCUGGCACCAGGCUAUGCAGAACCGCUGAAGGGCAUCCCGCCCGAGAAGUUCAACCACACCGCCAUCCCCAAAGGCUACAGUUGUCCAUGGCAGGAGUUCGUCAGCUACCGAGACUACCCGAGUGGCAGCAUCACCCCCAUUGUUCGCGACUAUCGCAACUUCAACAAGACCCCAGUGCCAUUUGGAGGACCCCAUGUUGGGGAGACUGUUUUCCAAGCAGGCCUCCCCUUUGCUCCAGAGCCAUUCAGUGGCUUGGAACUCCUCCGCCUCAGACCGAGUUUCAACAGGGUUGCUCAGGGCUGGGUCCGGAAGCUCCCUGAGUCUGAGGAGCUGUAG
This is a messenger RNA of Microtus ochrogaster (prairie vole), 800 nucleotides long. It is a transcript of the gene Myoz3, whose product is annotated as myozenin 3. Gene Ontology annotation, cellular component: Z disc; actin cytoskeleton. Gene Ontology annotation, molecular function: telethonin binding; actin binding; FATZ binding. The record is from RefSeq and is a predicted model, not a curated record. Bases 138 to 800 code for a protein of 220 amino acids. NCBI's taxonomy places the organism in Eukaryota, Metazoa, Chordata, Mammalia, Rodentia, Cricetidae. The transcript has 6 exons.